Messenger RNA from Salvia hispanica, 1461 nucleotides. It is a transcript of the gene LARP6A, whose product is annotated as RNA-binding protein. Gene Ontology annotation, biological process: RNA processing. The record is from RefSeq and is a predicted model, not a curated record. Gene Ontology annotation, molecular function: mRNA binding. Gene Ontology annotation, cellular component: nucleus; ribonucleoprotein complex. Lineage: Eukaryota; Viridiplantae; Streptophyta; Magnoliopsida; Lamiales; Lamiaceae.
CGAGAGAUCGAGAAAGAAGAAAAGAGGGGCAAAAAAAAUAAGAGCGGGAGGUUUCCACCUUUCUCCAUUAUUGACCUCUCUUCUUUCUCUCUCCUCUCCUAUGGAGCAGCCCCAGGAGCUUCCCCUCCACUUCCCCGCCGCCUCGUCUGAUCACGAAUUUGAUCACGGCGAGGAUCACCCCGAUUCCUCGCCCGUCGGCUCACCGGAGCUAGCAGAAACUCACUUCCCGCCGCCGACGGAUCAGCCGCAGCCCGCCGUGCUCACCGAUGAUCUCCGCCGCAAGAUCAUCAAGCAGGUGGAGUAUUACUUCAGUGAUGAAAAUCUGCCAAAUGAUAAGUUUAUGCUGAAAUACGUUACAAGGAAUGUGGAAGGGUUUGUUCCUAUUGGAGUUGUUGCCUCAUUUAGGAAAAUGAAGAAGCUAACCAAAGACACAUCGUGGAUUGUGGCUGCACUGAAGGAAUCUACUUUUCUUGUUGUCAGCUCUAAUGGGAAAAUGGUGAAGCGACUUCAUCCUCUUCCAUCAGCUGAAAUCAAGGACCCAAUGGUAUGCACUGUACUAGUGGAGAAUCUACCCGAGGAUCAUUCAGUGGACAACCUCAAUCGACUGUUUGGUGAAGCUGGAACCAUAAAGAAUAUUACCAUUCGUGACCCACAUGAUGUAAUUGAUCCAAAAAAGUGUACCGUGGCAGAGAAGCUGAUUAGCAGAAAGUUGCAUGCUCUUGUGGAGUACGACACUGUGGAGGCUGCUGAGAAAGCUGUGACCACUUUGAACAACGAGCAAGAUUGGAGAUAUGGAUUGCGAGUCAAGCUUCUGAAAAAACUGAACAACCCGGGGCAGAAGAAAAAAGUAUGGAGGGAGUUAGAGCCUGACAAGGGUAGCACUGUUCAGACAACGGAGCCAGCUGCCAGUGAGGAGAACCAUGAUGCAAGUGAGCAUCAUGACGAUCCACACGAUGGGGUCGUGGAGGAUGUGGAUCUCUUAUCUAGAGAUAAGAACGGGCCGCAUAUUCCUAGAGACAAAAACGGGCAGAAGGGUCGCAACAGAGGUGGUGGAAGGAGACAAAAGUAUCACGCCACUAAUGGACAUGGUCAUGGAACCCAGUAUUCCAGCCAUGGCGUCGAACCAUCAAAGCCGCCACCGGGCCCCAAAAUGCCAGAUGGAACACGAGGGUUCACCAUGGGCAGGGGACGACCUCUUCCGGCGACCAGUUGAGAUUCCCGGUGUGGAUUUCAGGAUCAUCUUGUUGAUAUAAGUUGAAUACAUUCCACAUGUGUAGCGUGCUCAUUCGGAUAUCUAUCCCGGAAAACCGAUCUUUUGUGCUCUGUAACAGUGGUGCCCAUGGUUUACAGCUUCUGUCAUAUCUCGAAAAUGUUUUGGUGUUUGACAGAUUGUGUGAAAUUUGCUUCCAUAUAUUAUGUGGAGACUCCCCAAGUAUAUAAAAAAGGAAAAUUUCCUUGUUA